GCUUAUCUUUCAGCUGUUUCCUGUUGCAUUGCACAUAACAGAUUUCUCUGGUCAAAUAAUAUUAUUAUAAUACCAAUUUUCUACGCUGAAAUGGAUAUGGAUAUAUUUGACCAAACGCAAUACUGUAUAGAUAAAACUAAAAAAAAAAAUAUACAUAAAUUUGGAGAGGAAUCAAAUAAUGGUCUAUUAAGCGUAGUACCCUCGAAAUUGAAAUUUAAUUUUGAUUUCGGAAAUUUUAAAGUUCAAGAGAAAACGGUAGAAAUUACGAACUUUUUUGUUAAACCGUGUCCCAUUCGAUUUUUACCAUUGGAAACUCAUUAUUUCAGGUUUAAAGAUAUCUAUCAGAGAACAUGGCUCAAUCCUGGAUCUGUUUUCAAAAUGAAUAUUUUAUUUAUACCUGAUGAAAAUAGAGAUUAUAAUGACACUUUAAAAAUACUUUAUUACAAUGAUCAAACAACGCAAAUAAAAAUUUACGCGGAAAUGGCGACCAAAUUUUCCUUUCCUACUAUUGUGAAUUUUGGACAUGUACCACUUGGUCGAACGGUUUGCUACAAUAUACCAAUACAUUCCCACGCAGAGAAAGAUUUUUCUUUCACUAUUAUACCAUUUAACGGAGGAUCGUGUGUCGAUGUUUAUCCUCGCUGGGGUCACAUAAAAUCAAAGCAGAAUCCUACAAUAAUUGCGAUUAUUUAUAGGCCUCUUAGAUAUAUAAGUAUGAAUUUUGAAAUUCGAAUAUUCAUAUCUGAUCUAUGCAAGAGUCCACAUAUUAUAAAUUUCUAUGCCUAUACUCGACCAGGUCUUUUACGAAAAAAAUUGGAGACCAUCGAAGCAAAAAUAAAAAGCAAAAUACAGCAGAAAAAUAUUAGCACAACUUUUUGCAAAGGAGCAAAACCAAUUUCCGUAAAGAAAAAUAAACCGAAAUAUUUAAAAGAAUCUACUAUGAAAUUCACAAGUUCCGAAAAACUUUUAUUAAAACAAUGUUAUUUCCCCCUUCACACAUUGCACGCUGUCAACUGUAUUUUAAAUUUAAAAAUUCGAAAAUUAUUUAACGAAUAUGAAUUAAAGGGUUAGAUUUUAUAUAUAUAGGCUUACAUGUAAAAUAUAUAUAAGAAGUAAACUAUUUGUUUGUCAGGACCGUUGGGUGUAUUUUUAUCUCAAACUAUGGAGCAAAAAGCACAAAAACUGAAAGAAUUUUUGGUAAAAGUAGAAAAUCGCUAUCGAGAAAAUGAACAAGUGAAAUAUCAUCAUAAGCCGAAAGUAAAUUAUGGAACAUCCAAUGCUAGUAAAACUCAAAUUGUUGAAAUUAAAACACAGCAAGAACAAGCUUGGAAUGACUAUAAAGAUUUAAUAAUGACCUCAGAAAAAUGUAUCUUCGAACAAAAAAAGACUAAAGAGAGAAGGCAAAGAAUUUUAAGGGUUUCUCAAACUGUACUCAUAUAUCUUAAUUAUAAAUUAUUUACCUUAAAAAAAGAACUCUUUAUAAUAAAUCUUUUUCCUCAGUAUCCAAAUUCAAUCCCAACAUCGUCUCGGAAAGAAGAGCCAUUUUUCCACUAUUACAAAAUUCUCCCUUUUCUUCAAGCGGCUCGUAAAAUUGUGUUAAGGAAUCGAUUAAUAAAGGCACUUUCAAAAUUGCAAAACAUUACACUCGAAUUAAUUAGCAAAUUUGAAGAACCAUUUGUAAAAAAUUAUUCACUUACUUUGAAAGCUUGAGAAAUAGAGCUUUAUACAAUUUAUUGCGAGCCUUGACUGAAGGUUUAACAUUGUUUUUUAAAUUUGUAAUUUACUAUAAAAUGGUCAUUGCAAAUAUUUGCUUCAAAGUUACGCGCAUUAUCAUAUGAUUUGUAUCUAGGUGGCACUGUUACAAAUGCCGCCAAAACUUAGGAAAAAGCAUCUGCUCAUGGUUGAGAUCUGACAGAGAAAAUUUGCAAAAGUUGUGCAUAAUAUUCUUAAUGUAACUCAAUAUUUUAUGUAUUAGAUCUCAGAUUUAAAUAUAAAAAUAUGUGUUUCAAUUUGUGCACACAUUUGCAUUGAGUAAUUUAUACUUUUUUUAAUAACACUGUACACAUGGAUUUUUGUUUAACUUUCAACUGUAAUGGAAAAGUGAAUUUUAAUGAUUGGGAAUUAGAUAAAAAUGGUUUAUUCUCACGAGGAGAAGUGGAGAAAGUUUUGUAUCCACAAGAUGAAUGUCUCUCAUCAGAAAAGAAUAUACAACUUUUUAACUACACUGUGCCUUUUACAACAGCAUUGUUAGAUCUAAAACAUUUUAACAAAUGCAUGAAUAUGCAAUUAAAAAUACUCAGUAGGCAUGAGACCCAUAAUCAAGUUUUAAGUUCGAAGGCAGAUGAUAUAGAUUUUUAUUAUGUAAGAUGUAUAAUAUCAGAAUUUAUUCUAUAUAUUCGAAUAUAUCUAAAUAGUAUUAAAGGGAAUUAUCAAUCAUUGCAAGUUAUAAAUGAAAAUAUUGAAGAAGAAUUUAAUGAAUUAUUCGUUAUAAUAAAACAUUUCCUAGAAAGAAUACAUAAUAUUCCUGAUACAACAUUCCAUUAUGCACCCUCUAAAUUAGGCAAUCAGUGUACACAACCAGAAUAUCAUAUGUAUCAUAUGCACAUUGAAUUAAGGUGGUUCUUCAUCUCAUUAAUGUAUACAAAAGAUAUAUAUAGCCAGUAUUCAAUUGAAAACCAUUUGGAUGAAUUUGAAAAUGUUCAAGCAAUGAUUAUUAAUGAUCUAAUUUAUAUUUCAUUAAAAAUAUUUGAGACGAUGCCUUUGACACAAGUACAACAGAAAACUCCAUAUAAUUGUACUUGUAUUCGUGAAUUAUGGCUUAUGCUUCAGAUAUUUAUUGAUAGUUUAUCUGAUAGAAUGAAAUCAAAGUCUUUUUGGGAAUAUAUUAAUGAAUGCAUCAAUAGAUUAUUGAACAGAAAUGUAUCUAAUAACAAUAAAGACUUUCUAACACUUUGUAAAAAUUCUGAGCUAUUCUGCUUAUGGAUUGUUCAUCAUCUUUCACUUUUAUAUGGAUACAAUAGUGAUGGAAUAUACUUAGGAUCUAAAUGUUCAAGGAUCAGGCCUAACUACGAGCAAGUAGAAAGAAUUUUGAAAACAUAUAUUUCUAAAGGUGGAAAAGAUGGUGAACGAGAUGAAAUUGAUGAAGAGUUAUGCAUUAUGAUACCUUUAUUAAAUAAUAUAGUUACUAAUUGGUGGCACCCUCAAGUUUCAAUUAUUUCUCUUCUUUGGGAUUGCUUUCAUAAAAGAUUAGACGAACCAUUUCUGUUACAAGUAUCUGGUCCUUGGACAUUGUCGGUUGAAAAGAAAACUACUAUGGAUCUUCUCAAACAAGUAAAAGAUAGAAUUAGUAACAUAGAAUGUAUUAAGGAAUCAAGUUAUGGAAUGUUCUUACGUUUACUUGGAUCCUUUUUACGUAUAAAUUAUAAUAACAAUGAUACAAAACAUUGGAAUCAAAUUAAAGGUCGCAUUUAUUCUAAAUUUUCCAAGGGUAAAGUUGAAGAAUUUUCAACAACUGGCUUAUAUAAUUUUCUUUCAUUAUUCUUAACAUUAGCUGUUACUGCUGAUACUACAAAUGUUUGUUCAGUAAUGUUAGAUCUUUUACCGUUAUCAAAAGAAUAUAAUAAUGAGAAUGGUAAAAAACAUAAUUUAAUUUGGAAAGGAAAACUGGCUGUUCUUCUUUUAUAUAAUGAUCUUAAACUGAACUUGGCAAAUAUAGCAUCUUUAUAUAUAAAUACGGUGAAUAUUAUAUGCUGUCGCAAAGAUGAUAUAUCUCGUAUAAUGAUGAAUAAUUUCAUUGAUGUAUUUAGUACGAUUUUGUCAUCCACCAACAUUGGAUUAGGAAAAUAUUUAUUAUUUAGUGGAUGGAUAGAUCGGUAUUUAUUAGAAUGUUCAAAUAAAAUGGUAGGAACGUUAAUGAAAGUGUUAAUUAACGUUUUCGAAAGCUGCAUUUACCUCGCUAAAACUUCUAAUACAGGUGAUGUAGAACAGAUGCUGGACGCUUUAUGGUGUUAUGUUGCAAGUAGAGUUAGACAACUUGUAUUUGAUCCUGCUCUUACUAAUGUACACUUUGAAGAUAUUUCAAAACUUGCUGUUUUAUUUACUUUAGAAGCAUUGAAAAAUCCAGCAACAGCAAAAAAGUAUAAGCAUUCAGCUACAACUUUAUUUCAGCACUUUGCAUCAUCAGUAAUUGUUAAAGACAUAAGAAUUACAAGACAUUAUUUGACAUUAAUACUUAAACAAGACCAAGCAAUUCAAGAUCUGAAGAAAGAAAUAAAAAAUUUUGAUACAAUAAUUAUACAAGCAUGGAUAAAAUGUUCCAUCAUUGGUCAUGAUACAAACAGGAAUGAAAUAAAAGUUUUACAAAAUUAUAUAUUACAAUUGGAAGACAUACAAAAGAUUUUUGAAACAUCUAAUGAUAUUCAAGAAUUUCAAAAUAACGAUGAAUCUAUUUUAAUGUUUAUAAUGCAUUCAAUGAAGAAAAGAAGCACUUUGAAAACUGAACAGGAACGAAUUCAGUACGAUAUAAAAUGGAGAUUGUAUUUCAAUCAUUUAGAAAAAUGGAUUCUUUUACCUAUUAUGGAGGAAACUAAAGAUUCAGAAUUGGCUUUAUGGAUAUAUAGGUGCAUUGGAACACUAAUUCUCUGUACUUCCAUUAUGUUAUAUUCUAAAAAUCAACCAAAUAACAUAUUCAGAACAUUACUAAAUAAAACUAUAUUGUCAGUGGAACAUAAUUUUUUAAAGAAUUUGGGAAAGAAGACGUUUUCUAUGAUACUUUUGGGUAUGGAAACCCUUAAUGUUAAAAGUGAUAUAUCACUUCAAGUAUUAAUACGAGAUCUUUUUGAUCAGUACAUGCCAUUUUUAAUAACACCAACUACUAAUGCAAAUACUUUUAAAGUAUCUGAUUCAUUACUAAAAUGCUUUAAAGAUGCAAAGGCAGAUUAUAUACGCUUGAUAUUUGAGAUUUUGAUGACGAAUUUUUUUAAUGUUUCGAAUGACAAUAUGAUGCAUAAACAUUUUUAUUUAGUAAUGAUACUUUUACAAAAUCUGCUUAAAGAUGAAAUAAAUUAUGCAUGUCAUAUAGUAGAAUCCAUUAUUGUAAUUUGUACAUCAUAUAUUAUUGGAUGCUAUGUAAAAGUUCAUGACCAUCAUCCACAUAAACAACAGACUAUUGACUUUAUAAAUAAUAUUAUUAGAAAUAGAUAUUACAAAGAGAAUAAUUCUUUACAGGAUAAGUUCUAUAAUAUAAUGUCUAGUUCUGUUAAAAAGUCACUAAUAAUAAAUCAGCAUAAUACUUUCGAACUUUUACGUUCGAUUUUACCAAUAUCGACUGAAAUGGUACAAUUUUUAUCACCAGAACUUGAAUAUACUUUAAAUGAUUUGGAAAUCCAUCGACGCCCAAAUGCGGCAUCUUUUAGAUACUGCUGGAAUCAGCUUCGAAAUCUUAUGAAAAGCAAUAUGACAAAUCACUAAUAAGUUUAAAAAAUUUAUUAAUAAAUGUCUGAGAGUAUCAUAAUGAUACUUUCUUAUUAUGCUAC
This is a messenger RNA of Bombus terrestris (buff-tailed bumblebee), 5534 nucleotides long. Its product is annotated as protein MMS22-like. Gene Ontology annotation, cellular component: nuclear replication fork. Gene Ontology annotation, biological process: replication fork processing; double-strand break repair via homologous recombination. NCBI's taxonomy places the organism in Eukaryota, Metazoa, Arthropoda, Insecta, Hymenoptera, Apidae. The coding region runs from base 2065 to 5469 and encodes 1134 amino acids. The record is from RefSeq and is a predicted model, not a curated record. The transcript is spliced from 23 exons.